AUGGCACACAACAAUGCACCACCUCCGAACCAGGGGGACAAUGCUUACCAUCACGCUACCUCGCAAUCUUUUGGGGCAAUCGGAGGCAAUCGGCCUACUCAAGGACAACCGGUGCCAAGGGUACUAGAUCUUGGCUCCGCCCUGGCGCAGCGUGAUGUCGAUCAUUCCCCUGAAGGCGCUGGCGGCGCUCGCUCCCGGCAACAGACUGAGCCCAAUACAGGCAGCGCCCAAGCUCUCGCUGCGGCACUGAGCCGCCGCCCUCAGGCGUCUGCAUCGCCUGGAUCAAUGGGACUGAUUGGUUUGCCGCCUGCAAACCCAACAGGUGUGGAUGCUAUGGAUCCGCCGAUAUCGCACUACAGCGCAAUGCAAAGUCAGCAGCAAUCAUUCCAGCCUCCAGCUGUGCCCACCCUUUCGCAGCAGCACCAGCAGGGCGCCGCGAGUCGACAGCGCCGCCCCGGGCCCAUCCAGAGUAUCCAAGUGAGCGCUUCUCCGGCUAUUUAUAGGAUUCCUCAUAUGGAAAUGCUCACAGUGGAUGUCCUUCGUCGCGAAAUGACGGCGCCGCCGUCCUUCCAUAUCGGGGGGCCAGGCAUGCGUCGGGAUCUAGCACUCGGCGCACAAGGGCCCAACGUACAUUAUCAAGGAUAUGACUCCACCCUUAGCGCCAUUGGCCCCGACAACGCCAACAAUAACCCCAAUCUGAGUUUCGUUCGCUUGGCCGAUCUGGCGCCUUCCACAGAGAGGGACAUUCACGAGGUCUCGAUGGACAGUGGACAAGGCCAGGGAGACAACAGCGUUCCACCGUCACACGAUCCUCGCGUCACCAAGAAACCUCGGGCCAGUGCCGACAUCGAGUCCGGUGCUGAGGGAUCUCAGCACCCAUCUGCAUCCGCGACGCUGCCAACCUCUGGAGACGUCGGAAUGAGUAACUCUCUAUGGGACAUCCCCGACAGUGUCACAAUGCGGGUACCUUGGGUGCAAUACCGCAACAGGGUGCUGGAGGCCUUUAUGAGCGCCGAUGACGAUUCUGCCACAAGUCGCAUGUUAACCAAUGUUACCCUCACCAUCAUCGAUAACACCAUCCCACGCACUUUGCCCGACGAUCCUCAGGUGACUGCGUCGAUUGUGCAGUCAAUCAUGGAGUCCUCCCGCCAUCUUGUGGAAGACAUGUUCCCACAGUUUCGUGUCGCGCCCAAUGGGCACACCCGGUACACCACCCAAGAAAUUGCGCAGGCCAUGAAUAUGUUACAGUUGGCGUUGCUCUUUGCCGCUCCGAGGCCCCGUACCCAUUAA
This is a messenger RNA of Coniophora puteana RWD-64-598 SS2, 1290 nucleotides long. RefSeq lists its product as uncharacterized. NCBI's taxonomy places the organism in Eukaryota, Fungi, Basidiomycota, Agaricomycetes, Boletales, Coniophoraceae. The record is from RefSeq and is a predicted model, not a curated record. Bases 1 to 1290 code for a protein of 429 amino acids. The transcript has 7 exons.